GAAGAGCGUAAAAAUCUCCCAGGAUGGCUACAAGUUUAGAGCUCUUACCAACUUGACACCCUGUGGACAUCUUGUCAGUUUCACGUGCUCCCAUUUGGACUAACAAAGCGGACAGCAUACUUUAUUACGUUAGACAAGGCUAAGUGAGCAGGUAACGCCUUCUCAUAAAUAUAUGCGCUAUAGAGGAUAGGCUAAGAUUAUGUUGUAAUAAGCUUUUGGCUAAACGAAGGUUAGUGGAACAUCACCGUUCUCAAAGUCCACAGCAUUUGGCUACGCUCCGGUUGCGUAAGGUGGCCAUUUAACAUCGGUCGCCGAGACUUGGGAUAAAUAACUCCUGCGUCCACAUGGUCCAACUUCGAUGCCAUCUUAAAAAUAUCUCACUGAAGUACUAAUAAUAAGCACCUGCACAGCUGGUUUUCUCUCUUCCCCUCACUGCCUUGUGGAGACUCGGACCAUAUCACCAACCCUUCCGUUCUCGUCUGCUGUUUAGCUUUUGUUUAGCCCUUUGGAGGAAGGAAGAGAAUCCCGGAAAGCCGAUCCAUUUCAGUGGAGAGAGAAAAGAGCAAGAGAAGGAAUCAGGAGGAGGAGGAGGGGGAAGACGAGAAUAUGGGAGACAAACGGGUGGCGGUGGCGGUGGCGGGGGUGGGUGCAGGGGAUGACGUCGGGGAAGGGAUGCAGUGCAGCGACCAUCCGUACCGGAGCAACCCCGGUGGGAUAUGCGCCUUCUGCCUCCAGGAGAAGCUCGGCAAGCUCGUCUCCUCCUCCAAAUCCAGCCCCUUCUUUGCUCCUCCCCCUUCCACCUCCUCCUCAUCCUCCCCCACCUCCUUCCCCUCCGACGGCCUCGGCUUCGGCUUCGGGGCUGGUGCUGGAGGGCUUGCCGGAUCCGCCUCCUCCGGCACCGCUCGAGCCGGUGCUGGCGGUGGGAGCCGGACUAGGGUCCCCUUCCUCGCAGCUGCCCACAAGAAGAAGAAGAGCAGCAGCUACGUCGGCAGCGGUAGCAGCAGGAGGGUGAUGGCGUCCAGCACCAUCACCUCGUCGUCCUCCUUCUCUGCGGUCAACAACCUUCUCACCUUGAAGAGGAGCAAAUCCGUGGCCCCGAGGCCAGUUGGGGGCCUCUCAACGGAGGUCGGUAGCGGCAUUGCGGACGCGGUGGACAGCCCCAGGAAGAAGAGCUUCUGGUCCUUCCUCUACCUCUCGUCCUCCUCGUCCACCUCCACCUCCUCCUCCUCGGUCAACAACAACGGGAGCAGCAGCAGCAGCAACAGCAACAGGAGGAGGUCCACCUCCUCGUCGUCAGGUGGCGGCAGAGGGGACAGGGGAGACGGCAAGCAGCAGCAGCAGCAGCAGCGGAGUACAUCAGAUAAGGCGCUAGCUAAGGAGGAGGCGAAGACUCCGAAGCGGGAGCUUGGAGGAGGAGGAGGAGGAGGGGAGGAGGAGGUGGAGAGCCCGAGCGGGAGCCAGGCAUCGUCCUCGUUUGGGAGGAAGGUGGCGAGGUCCAGAUCGGUGGGGUGCGGGAGUCGCAGCUUCUCGGGGGACUUUUUCGAGCGCAUCUCCACGGGGCUGGGCGACUGCACCCUCCGGAGGGUGGAGUCCCAUCGGGAGGCCAAGCCCAGGUUGUCGCUCCACGUGGACGAUGUCGACGGCGAGGUCGACGAGCAGCAGCGGAGGUUCAAAGAGCGGGUCAAGUGCGGCGGAUUCUUCGGAGGGUUUGGGAUGAUCUCCUCCUCCUCCUCCUACUGGCUCUCUGCCGACGAUUUCGACGGCAGCCGCAGGAUCUCCUCGGCUGCAGCUGCUGCCCACGGCGCCGCCGCACGAGGUGGCACGCCCCAUGGUCGAACUUGGACCUGGGCCUGGGCUUUCGCCAGCCCUAUGAGAGCAUUUAGGCCCGCCCCCUCUUCCUCCAAGCUCAGUUACCCCAUCAAGAACGGCGCCACCGCGGCCGCCACAACCAAUAUCAUCACGGCCAUGAAUGCCAGCAACAACAUAAUCAACGGCGCAGCGCUACCGGCAGCAGCUGCAGCAGCAACAAGUUGAAGCUUGCCAUACUGUUUAGUUCUCUUCCUCUUCUUCCUAAUGUUUACACCUAAAUCAAGCUUCGGACUUUUGCUUGUAAUUUCUUGAUUAAACAUCUUCAUUUUGACUGGUUACUUGUAAUUCCGAUUCAUCUAUAUCUGUUUCCAUUGCC
Phoenix dactylifera (date palm) is the source of this 2185-nucleotide messenger RNA. RefSeq lists its product as uncharacterized. NCBI's taxonomy places the organism in Eukaryota, Viridiplantae, Streptophyta, Magnoliopsida, Arecales, Arecaceae. The record is from RefSeq and is a predicted model, not a curated record.